CGCCACCAUUUUCCUCAUUCCUCUUUGCAAGCUUAUAAAUGUCGUCUCCGAGAAUUAACCGUAGAGGUAAUGAAGAGAAGAAUCGAAAGGGAAAGUUAUCGGAAAAAUCCAUGUCGUUUCACGGACAAAGCUCGGGGAGCAGCAGCACGCCCUCGGAGCUAUUGACAAGGCCGAGGACGGUGCCGGACUUGCUCGCCGGUGUUAGAACUUCCGCCGGUGAAUCGGCGGCGGUGAAUUUCCGGCCGAUGAAGUUGACGAAGUUGCUGGUGAACGUGACGAUUCAAAGGAGUGUUGGACCUGUACACGUACUGAUAUCGUUGGAAUCGACUGUAGACGAUCUCAUUGCCGCCGCACUACGGCAGUACUCGAAGGAAGGAAGACGGCUGGUGAUUUCCUCCGUUUCUGCUGCCGAUUACGAUCUUCAUUACUCGCAGUUCAGCUUAGAAAGUUUGGACAGGAAGGAGAAGCUCACUGCUUUGGGUUCAAGAAACUUUUUUAUGUGUCCGAAAAACGUUGGCGCAACGACGUCGUCUUUAAGCUGUGGAAAACAAGCUGAUGCAUCUAACAAGAUACCUUUGCCAUGGCUCAAAUUCAUGGAUUUCUUGCUAUAGGACAGCUCGGCACACAAAGUAUCACACAUUUACGGAAGAUUCGGAAAAGGGCCGUAAUCUAAAGAGAUGUGGUAUAAGUACCCUACUCUGAUACAAAUAUCAACGAUCAAAUCUGUAACUUAUAUGUUACACGCACACAACUUAAAUGUUGCUCCAAGGUUUCCUUUCGGUAUCAUAGAUUUCUUGGUAUGGAAAAUCAAAUUUAGAACCUUGAACUUUAGUUAUACUCCAUAUAUUCAAAAGAGGGCUGGCUUUUCACGACUACAAAUUAAGUGUUAUAUAUGUUUUAUUCCUAUGCUCGUUUUUUUGUAGCUUGUCAUAGUUUGAGAUUGAUAUAUUGUAUAUGUUAUAGUUAAUCAGAAGUUGAGAAAGAUGUAUUUAAAUGAUCUCAACAUGGUGUAUCAUAGUUUUUAAAUGCUAAAUUUUUAAUGUAAUAUACUAAUGAGAUUUUA
Nicotiana tabacum (common tobacco) is the source of this 1063-nucleotide messenger RNA. RefSeq lists its product as uncharacterized. NCBI's taxonomy places the organism in Eukaryota, Viridiplantae, Streptophyta, Magnoliopsida, Solanales, Solanaceae. The record is from RefSeq and is a predicted model, not a curated record.